UAGGAGCGAGGACAAGAUGGUUGAGCUCUUGGUCUGUCUUCUUCUCUGCAACUCCUAUGUGACCAAAUCAUCUGAGAUUUCUCAGCCUGCUCCAUUCAUAGCAGCAAAGUUGGGGGACAACGUGACAGUUGAAUGCCAUGUAACCAGUAAGGUUGAUCACAUGGUGUGGUACAAGAUGACCACUGGCAAGAAACUACAGUGUGUGGCAAAGGCAGAGAUCUUUUACAAACAUGCACAUUAUUUUGGUAACUUUAGAAAUGGGCGUUUUGGUAUAUUGAUAGAAGUAGGGAUAUUUCACCUAAAUAUAUCUUCAACAAUGCAAGAGGACAUUGGGAUGUACUACUGUGGAGUUUUGCACUUAAACUUCAUAGAGUUUGGACCUGGAACCACCUUGAUGCUUAAAGGGGAAGAGUUGAAUAGUAAAACUGUUGUCCAGCAGCCUGCGUCUGAGUCAGCCCAGCCAGGAGACUCUGUGUCUCUGAACUGUACAAUACACACUGAGACCUGUGCAGGAGAACACAGUGUCUAUUGGUUCAGACAUGGCUCAGGAGAAUCCCGUCCAGGAAUUAUUUCCACCCAUGGAGACAGGAGUGAUCAGUGUGAGAAGAGCCCUGAGGCUGGGUCUCCUACACAGAGAUGUGUCUACAACCUCCCCAAGAGGAACCUCAGCCUCUCUGAUGCUGGGACUUACUACUGUGCUGUGGCCUCAUGUGGGGAGAUACUGUUUGGGAACGGGACCAAGCUGGACAUUCAAGUUCCAGAACAUGAUUCUCCAUUUGAUAUGAGUCCUACUGUUCUGUCGUUGGUCGUCUCUAACAUCGUUCUGGGGAUAGUGUCCCUUCUACUUGUCUGGGCGCUGUGCAAGACUCUGAACAGAGAUAGCAGAGGGAGGACAGAUGUCCCAACGUCCCACGGCAAUCAGAAUCAAGACAGUGACGUGUUGAACUAUGCAGCUGUCAGUUUCACCCCCAAGAAGAAGUCCUCCUCUAGAAGAGCAAGAGAGAAGACCAGCAGAGAGGAUGCAGUGUACUCUGAUGUCAGGCAUUUGCAGUGAAAGAUGUCACCACUGUCAC
Messenger RNA from Salvelinus namaycush (lake trout), 1073 nucleotides. RefSeq lists its product as uncharacterized. The transcript has 6 exons. Gene Ontology annotation, biological process: response to bacterium. The record is from RefSeq and is a predicted model, not a curated record. Bases 17 to 1054 code for a protein of 345 amino acids. Lineage: Eukaryota; Metazoa; Chordata; Actinopteri; Salmoniformes; Salmonidae.